AUGUUAGUAGAGCAGAUUAAUGCGAAUAAGCUACGGAAUCACGUACCAGGCCAAAGCCAGACUGCCGUACAACUUGCAGAACAGCGCAGUGGCUGCCUUUCGAGGAACAAUUUCUUCCUGCCAGAUGUGAGCCUCCUUUUUAUGUAUCAACAACAAAAUUGCAUUUUCUAUAUCUUCAAC
Messenger RNA from Amoebophrya sp. A120, 180 nucleotides. NCBI's taxonomy places the organism in Eukaryota, Dinophyceae, Syndiniales, Amoebophryaceae. The record is from the annotation of a GenBank genome assembly.